UCUGAAGAAACGAGAGCGGAAGUGUCGUUCCCGCGAGGAAGCCUCAAACAGAGGAGGAGGCACUUCAACUUCCACAGAAGAACUUGUGCCGAGACUCCGGCCUCCCUCGCGGACGAAAUGGAAGACGUCUCCAUUGAACGUUUGGUCCUGAAGCUCCACGAGGUGUGCGGGGUGAAGUUCGGGGAGUACAAGCUGAAGAGCGGCCUGCUGACGCCCAUUUACAUCGACCUGCGGGUCCUGGUGUCCCACCCGGCCCUCAUGAACCAGGUUUCCAGUCUUCUGUACCAGCGGGUGCAAGACGAGGGUCUGCAGUUUGACUCCCUCUGUGGGGUUCCAUACACAGCCCUGCCCUUGGCCACCAUCAUCUGCUCCAGGCACGAACUGCCCAUGCUCAUCAGGCGAAAGGAGGCCAAGGACUAUGGAACCAAGCGCAUGGUGGAGGGCUCAUUUCGGCAGGGGGACACGUGUCUGAUCAUCGAGGACACGGUGACCAGCGGCAGAAGCAUCCUGGAGACCGCCGAGGUGCUCCACAAGGAGGGACUGAAGGUGACCGACGCCGUAGUGCUGAUGGACAGGGAGCAAGGCGCCGUGGAGAUGUUGGCGUCUCGGGGAAUCCGGCUCCACCCCCUCGUCUCCAUGUUCAAGCUGCUCGAGGUGCUGCAGGCGGCCGAGCGCAUCGACGCCAAGACCUGCCAGAGCGUCAAGACGUUCAUCCUGGACAACAACACUUUCAGCCGCAAAGACGAUAACGGCAACGGUUUCCCUGCGACCAAGAUGCCGUGCGUAGAGAGGAGCGCGGAGCUGAGCUACGCAGACCGAGCUAAGCUGCCCAACGUCCACCCUCUGGCGUCCCGGCUGCUGGCCGCCAUGGAGGAGAAGCGGUCGAACCUGUGCUUGUCGGCCGACGUGACGAGCGGCGAGGAGCUCCUCCGGCUGGCGGACUCCCUCGGCCCCGCCAUCUGCGUGCUGAAGACCCACGUGGACAUCCUGGAGGACUACACCGCCGCCUUGGGCCAGAAGCUGCAGGCGCUCGCCGAGAAGCACAACUUCCUCGUCUUCGAAGAUCGCAAGUUUGCCGACAUCGGGAACACGGUGAAGCACCAGUAUGAAGGUGGGUUGUACCGGAUCUCCUCUUGGUCCCACAUAGUGAACGCCCAUGCGGUGCCGGGCCCCGGGGUCGUGAAGGGCCUGAGCGCCGUGGGGAAGCCUCUGGGCCGCGGCUGCUUGCUCAUAGCGCAGAUGAGCUCCCAGGGGUCGCUGGCUACCGGCGAGUACACACGGGCUGUGCUGACGAUGGCGGAGGAGCAGUCCGACUUUGUCAUUGGGUUCAUCUGUGGCUCCAAAAUCACCAAGAGGCCAGAGUUCAUCCACAUGACCCCUGGUGUGCAGCUGCAGGCCGGCGGUGAUGUUUUGGGCCAGCAGUACACCACCCCGGAGGAAGUCCUUUACAGGAACGGCUCCGAUGUCAUCAUCGUGGGUCGCGGGAUCCUGGAGGCCCCCGACAGGCUGGCGGCUGCCGAAUCGUACAGGAAGUCUGGCUGGGAGGCUUACACAAAGAGACUGGGCCGCAGUGGCCAGUAGGAGGUCGCAGCGCUGCGUCGAAUUUCAAAUUAAACCCUUUUUAUGAGGACUUCUGCAGUUGACCUCUAAAGUAUUUUCUCAUUAUCAAGGAACGUGAGCGAGCACGUCUUCACGUCACUGCUGAACGCAUGUAAAUUCAAACUUUUGAUUCGGUGGUAUUGAUGAGCUGCUUUAACUGUGUUCUUCUGAUUUGCCUCGUAUCAAUAAACUGGGCCUAAAGUCUGCUACGGUACCUCUGACCAGGAUGAAACACAUUUUGGGGAAAUGUAUCAGUAAAAUGUGGAUUACCUUGAAAUGCCAGUUUUUUUUUUUCCCUAUUGGGACCAGUUUGUUUCCUGAGGCACUUCCAUUUGUGUGUUUGUGUUAACGCAACCGUUGCAGUACCAGACUGGUACGAUAGCUGUGACAUCCGAGGUUGUAAUUUAGGGAAAAUGCUGCUACGGUCUAUGGUUCAAUCUGAAUCUCAAGCAUCAUUCUUCACAUUGUCACACUUUUCCGUGACGAUCAUUCGGUUAUUAAAGUCCGCCUUGGAGUUGUUUUAAGAUACAAAGGAAAGUCUGUUUCAGUUUGAGGUUCCUCCCUUUAAAAGCAAAACCUUUUUAUUUACGGUGCGUCCUGGGGACAAAGCUGUUACUAGACCUGCAUACACCAUUUGUUUCGGGGAGCUGAGACUUGAUACUUAAAUUAAUGUUACGAGGGAAAUCGUCUUUUCAUGACUAAUAUUUGUUCCUCCACUACUGUGCAAAUAUCAACUUACUAUGUUAUUUGUUUUUUCAAGCGAGAUGCUUUUAAACGUUUGCUAUUCUACCUCGUGAUUUUCAUCCUCCAUUCUGCCCUCAACACUUAAAUACUGAUCAAUCAAGCGUUGGAUAAUCUCCAGACACAGUGUACGUCUGCACAUAUGUCAAAUGUGAUAUUUUAUUAACUUUUUAACUAAUUUGUUUCCUAUUGGGUUGAAUGUCCAUGUUCUCAUCUCUCUAUUGUGCCUCCAUAAUGAUGGGUUUGGAAACAAUUACAAUAAAAGCAGCAGAGCCUGAGACAACUUGUAUUCAUCGCCGUU
Messenger RNA from Pungitius pungitius (ninespine stickleback), 2641 nucleotides. RefSeq names its product uridine monophosphate synthetase (gene umps). Gene Ontology annotation, biological process: 'de novo' UMP biosynthetic process; 'de novo' pyrimidine nucleobase biosynthetic process. The transcript is spliced from 10 exons. Gene Ontology annotation, molecular function: orotate phosphoribosyltransferase activity; orotidine-5'-phosphate decarboxylase activity. Lineage: Eukaryota; Metazoa; Chordata; Actinopteri; Perciformes; Gasterosteidae. The record is from RefSeq and is a predicted model, not a curated record. The coding region runs from base 118 to 1581 and encodes 487 amino acids.